AUUUAUCUACCAAUAUUUUUUUCAAGGAACCAUAUCCACACAACACAAUGGCUAGAGAGAUCAAGGACAUCAAGGAAUUCGUUGAAUUGGCUAGAAGAGCUGACAUCACCUCUGCUACCGUCAAGGUCAACAAGAAGGUCAACCCAAAGGGUAAGACCUUCAAGCAAACCAAGUUCAAGGUCAGAGGCUCCAGAUACCAAUACACCUUGGUUGUCAACGACACCGCCAAGGCCAAGAAGUUGCAGCAAUCCUUGCCUCCUUCCUUGGAGAUCAAGACUGUUGCUUAAAUCAACAACUACUACUCUAAUAAACGCAUUUGGUAAAAAUCGAUUUUUGCAUGUAGCCAGGGCCGCAAGCCCCCAGCUGUAAAGCGGCCCCGAGGAAAA
Messenger RNA from Metschnikowia bicuspidata var. bicuspidata NRRL YB-4993, 386 nucleotides. It is a transcript of the gene RPL38, whose product is annotated as 60S ribosomal protein eL38. The coding region runs from base 48 to 287 and encodes 79 amino acids. Gene Ontology annotation, molecular function: structural constituent of ribosome. The record is from RefSeq and is a predicted model, not a curated record. Lineage: Eukaryota; Fungi; Ascomycota; Pichiomycetes; Serinales; Metschnikowiaceae. Gene Ontology annotation, cellular component: cytosolic large ribosomal subunit; ribosome. Gene Ontology annotation, biological process: translation; protein-RNA complex assembly. The transcript has 2 exons.